Plasmodium fragile is the source of this 4248-nucleotide messenger RNA. RefSeq lists its product as uncharacterized. Bases 1 to 4248 code for a protein of 1415 amino acids. The record is from RefSeq and is a predicted model, not a curated record. NCBI's taxonomy places the organism in Eukaryota, Apicomplexa, Aconoidasida, Haemosporida, Plasmodiidae. Gene Ontology annotation, biological process: pseudouridine synthesis. Gene Ontology annotation, molecular function: pseudouridine synthase activity; RNA binding. The transcript has 4 exons.
AUGGAUGAGUUCGAAACCACGAAGGGAUUUUCGAACUUUCCAUUAGGACAGGAAGUUCUGCUAGACAAGGUAUUAAACGAACAGAGGUACGAACAUGAUAAGGGAAGGAAGGAAAACAAAAAAAAAAAAAAAAAAGGAGAAAACAUUCAAGAACAACUACAUUAUUACCUGAAUGAAAAGUAUGAGUCAUUCAUUGGGUACGACAAUUUUAUGAACACGCUGUUCAAGAAGAAGAAGGUGUUGAGAGUAACUCAUGGGAGAAGAGACGACAGGAGGAAGAGGAAAGAGGAGCAUGCCCGUCGCGAGGGUGUGCGCCCCACCGGAGUAGCGCCAAGUGAUGAGGACGCGACGAAAGUCAAGUGCCGCGGCGAGUCCGCUUCCAGCGAUGGACCAGGCAGCGACAUACGAAGCAGCAACGGGCGGGGGAAGAAGAAGAACAUGUUGGAGGCGCAGCACAAGGGAGGAAAUUCUAAAACGUUUAACAGCGCCUCCUCUCUGAAGAGAUGCACCUGUGACUGCCACCAGUGUCGCUCUCCAUUAAUGGAAACCGAUCCGGGUGACGGCCUAACAGACGAAUCAGACGGCCGCCUAACAGAGGAGUCGAGUGAUGCGUGUCCAUCCCCUCCACACUACUCAGACGCCAGCGAUAUCUCCAACCUGUCCCCAGACGCGUUCUGCUUCGAAAAACAAUUUAAGUAUAUAUAUGACCUGUAUAAGCAGAAUGACAAAAAUGUGUACCUGUUUUAUAACCCUCCCAUGUGUAAGUGUGUGAAUAAAUCUUUGAAGGAGAAGUACUAUAGGAACCUGUGCCGGAAAUACCCUUGCCUGUUCAAUUGCACGUUGGAGGGUGAGGAGGGUGCGGGGAAGCCCAACAGAGGGGAAGAAGAGCAGCGUAAUGGGCAGCUAUCCCGCACGGGGGGAGUAUCUGACACAGGGGGAUUACCCCACUCGGGGGAGGAACCAAGUGAUGUGAAGAGGCUGACGUAUGCCGAGGUAGCGUCGGACGCAGUGGAAAUGAAGCUGUACGCGAAGGCCUUUUUCGAGUUGUGCCUUUUGCAGGGGGCCGGAGGGGGGUCAAGCGGUAUGAAUGCACCAUCGGGUGAUGAAGCGAAGAAGGUCUCGAGUGACGCCCCGCGUGACGACAGCAUUGAGGACGCCACGCAACAGGGGGAGGAUGCCCCCCUUGGAGCACAAGAAGAAGAGAUGCUUAAACGAUUCUUCAACAAAUGUCUUCUUAGAAUCAUGAGGAGGAAAUCUCCAACAUGCGAAAACAACUCAUGUUGCGGGCUCCUCUAUGUACCCUAUAGUUAUAUUGUGGUUCUGUUGAAUAGGAAAAUUGAAAAUUUGAGUUACUUAUGUAGCAACUUAAAUCUCCCUUCCAGCACCGAUAUGUAUUAUAAUAACAAGAGGAAUAUUGUUACGAUAUGUACAAAGAAUUCUGUUCAUGAGUUUUUUUCUUAUUACUCUCUUAGGGAAAACUGCUACGUAAAAAAUUUACUUAUAUAUGAUGUAUUCUUUCAUGGGUUUAUUCCUUUCUUUAAGCCGCUGCUAAAUUUGAAGGUCAAGAAGAACCUGGACAAGGUCAUGAACUACGUCAACUACAACAAGGGGUGUAAUUUGUCUGUUGUGUUCUUCUGGAGUGGUGUGGCGCGCGAGACGGAGUCGCCCUCGCAGGGUGUCUGCGGUAGCGGCGGAGGUAGCAGCGGUAGCGGCAGAAGUAGCAGCUGCAGUGGUGGCGACAGUGACGCGGAUGAGGGGAAGCGGCGAAUUCAAACAAGCAACAUGAUGCACCUCCGUGUGUGCAAAAUUAUAAACAUUAAUCACCCAAAUGAAUACAAGGGGAUGACAAGUGAGCACCCCAAGAAGGACUACACAACAGAGGGAACUGCAAGUAGGGAGAGAAAGGACAAAAUGAACGCAGACCAACAAUACUUCGCCAAUCUAUGCAACGGAAGUGAAGUCAUUAAUAAUAUAAAUAUAAAAAUGGUUGUGGAAAAAAUUAUUGAAAUAGCUAGUCGGAACGAGAGUAGUCUGUGUGAACACAAGUGUGUUUUUAACAGAUAUAACCAAAUGCAUGGGAAAAAAAAAAAAAUUCAAAUUUACUUAUGUGAAUCGAUUAACUCUUUCGCGUUUGAUCGUAGACCACUGUAUAUUAAACGGAGGGAGGUGACUCUCUCUUCCUUUGUGCAUUUUCAUAAUAUUAUGAACACGUACCUUGGCGUUAGUAGGAACAGCUUAGACGUCCUAAUUGGGCGGCGCAUGGAGGAGGACGUAUUUGAUAUGAACCUGAGGAGGGAUAAGCUCCUCUCCAGUUGCCAUGUGAAGAAAGAGGGAAGGGAAGGGGGUGAAGUGGGCCAAAUGGGCGAAGCAGGCCAAGCGACUGAAACGAAUGGAGAGGUGGAAGAAGGACAAACAAGUAACAACGUAGGUACCGCUGCUAACCCCCCCAACAUAGACCACCUCUUCAACGAAACGCUCUUCUUCUUUAAUGAUAACUCAGAUUUAUACACAUAUGAAGAGUACAAAAAGGCGAAGCUUCAGAGUGUGGGCAGAGCAGGGGACCAGGACAACAAGCCCACUGGGGAGCAGCAGAACGCUGCAGCGGGGAAGACCUGGAUGGCCAGAAGCGCGACACAUGCUCAAGGGGAAAACAUAUGGGACUCCCUAUGCACACAAUACGCACAAAAUCUCUUCAAUAUUUAUGUAUGCUCCUUUCUAACGAAACAGAACAGCUGCAAAAGGGUGGCAUCCUCUGUCGGGAAGAAGAAAAAAAAGAAAAAAAAAAAAUUAGAAAAUAAAAUGUCCUACCAGGAAAAGAUUAGCUUCAUUAAAAAAUGCUACUGCCACCUGUUUCGCUUUUACAAGGACAAGUUUCGUAUCUCCUUGAAGAAGGAAGAAGAGGACAUGCUGCACAAGAAUAAUUGGGCCAGCGAGGAUGCUCUCAUCUCGCACGUGGGGGAGGGUACCAUGCCUAGCCAGCUCUUGAGGCUCUCCAAGAUUCUCUCCAUGUCCGCCGUCACGUCCAGGGGCAAAGCGCAGGAGUUGAUCAAAAAUGGCAAGGUGAAGGUGAACAACCAAGUGGUGCGUCAAAAUGUCGUCGUGGACAUAAACUCGUUUAUCGAGCUGGAGGGGAAGCCAGUCCUUGUGGAUGUCACAACGAAACUGUGGGGCAUAUACAAGCCCAAACAUGUGUUUUGCAGCUCCGAGAGAAAUUACGUAUAUGAGGAAAAAAAGAGGGCAGAGGUUCUUAAGGAUGAUGCCCAUAAUGGGUUGGUGACAGGUCGGAGGUUACUACCUAAGGGUAGUUACUCCACUGCGCAGUUGGCACCUGGAGACAGGCGCAAGGGGUUCCUGUUGACAGGAAGGGAACAUAUAAGUGAGGUAGGAAGAAGCGAUUCGUACGAAGGGCACUCAGGGGAAGUCGCUCAAACAUUAAGGCAGUUAAAAUGGACACGAGAUAUUGUGGUGAAGCGGCCGGCCUCCUCUUCUGAAGUGGGGACGAAGCAAGACGAACUGGAAAAAUUUUCACAGAGUGCACCCCAAAAAUUAAAUACAAACCUAUUUGAUUAUUUAAGAAAAAUGAACAAGACAUAUGAAACGAAAAAUAAUAAUAUUACGAAUGAUAUACCUGAGCAUCUCAUCGUGGUGAACAGCCUAAGUGCGUCCAGUGAAGGACUUGUGCUUCUAACAAAUGAUGGGGACCUCGCACGGAAUUUAAAAGAUAUACAAAACAAUAUCGUCACGACGUACAUUGUAAAAGUGAAAGAAGAACUUACAAAUGAAAAAAUAAAAUUAAUUGAAAAAGGAUGUAGGGUUGGUGAUGUACACAUACAACCACUAGAGGUACAUGUCAUCAAACCACAUUGUUCCUCUCCAAAAUGGAUAAAAAUUACAUACGUAGAAAAAUCACAUACCCAUUUAGAUGUUCUGUUUUGCAAGUAUGGCUUAACGGUUAGGAAGUGCAAACGUUUUUCCUUUGGUCCUUAUAAAGUAUCGGACCUCUCGAUGAACUUUCUGACGCCGCUAAAAAUACACAGCACUCUGUCUGACUUAGUCCCCAAGUACCCUCCUAAGCUAAUUCUUGCGCAACCCACUGGGAAUGUCCUAACGGAUGAACAUAAUAGGUUCGUGCUGGUCAAGGAUUACCUCAAAAACUCGGUAAUUCGGGGGCAAGCAAGUGUACAGCAAAGCGGUACAGAUGAAGACAAGGUUGUUAAAUGUGAAGUGGUGGAGGGGGAACGGAGAUAG